CAUCCGGCCGGGUCCGCCUCGCAGCUCGAGGUCGCUCGGCUCUGGUCCGAGCGGCCGCGCCAUGGACACCAGCGACCUGUUCACCAGCUGCAAGAAGGGGGACGUGGGCCGCGUGCGGUACCUGCUGGAGCAGCGUGACGUGGAGGUGAAUGUGCGGGACAAGUGGGACAGCACCCCACUGUAUUAUGCCUGCUUGUGCGGGCAUGAGGAGCUGGUGCUCUACCUCCUGGCCAACGGUGAGAGGGUCCCCGGUGUGUGCGGGUGCGUGCGCCUGUGUGCAUGCACGUGUGGGUGCACACAGUGCCCUCGUUCCUCUGCCUCGGAGGGAUGCUGGGGGAGCCCGCUGUGAGGCCAACACCUUCGAUGGUGAGCGCUGCCUCUAUGGGGCCCUGAGUGAUGCCAUCCGCCGGGCGCUGCGUGAUUACAGGCAGGUCACGGCCUCCUGUAGGAGGCAUGACUACUACGACGACUUCUUGCAGCGGCUCCUGGAGCAGGGCAUCCACAGCGACGUGGUCUUCGUGGUGCAUGGAAAGCGGUUCCGGGCACACCGGUGCAUCCUGGGCGCCCGCAGCACCUACUUUGCCAACAUGCUUGACACCAAGUGGAAGGGCAAGAGCAUGGUGGUCCUCAGGCACCCCCUGAUCAACCCCGUGGCCUUCGGGGCCCUGCUGCAGUACCUGUACACAGGCCACCUGGACAUUGGCGUGGAGCAUGUCAGCGACUGUGAGCGCCUGGCUAAGCAGUGCCAGCUGUGGGACCUGCUCAGUGACCUGGAAGCCAAAUGCGAGAAGGUUUCUGAGUUUGUGGCGUCCAAGCCGGGCACGUGUGUGAAGGUGCUGACCAUCGAGCCCCCGGCCACCGACCCACAGCUGCGGGAAGACAUGGCGCUGCUAGCUGACUGUGCCCUGCCCCCUGAGCUUCGUGGUGACCUGGGGGAGCUGCCCUUCCCUUGCCCCGAUGCCUUCAACAGCUGCCCGGACAUCUGCUUCCGUGUGGCUGGUUGCAGCUUCUUCUGCCACAAGGCCUUCUUCUGUGGCCGCAGUGACUACUUCCGGGCCCUACUGGACGACCACUUCCGAGAGAGUGAGCAGCCCGAGGCCUCAGGGGGGCCCCCGGCUGUCACCCUGCAUGGCAUCUCGCCCGAGGUCUUCACCCACGUGCUCUACUAUGUGUACAGUGACCACACCGAGCUGUCCCCUGAGGCGGCCUAUGACGUGCUGAGCGUGGCCGACAUGUACCUGCUGCCCGGCCUGAAGCGGCUGUGUGGCCGCAGCCUGGCACAGCUGCUGGAUGAAGACAGCGUGGUGGGCGUGUGGCGCGUAGCCAAGCUGUUCCGCCUGGCGCGGCUGGAGGACCAGUGCACCGAGUACAUGGCCAAGAUCAUUGAGAAGCUUGUGGAGCGUGAGGACUUUGCCGAGGCGGUGAGGGAGGAGGCGGCAGCUGUGGCAGCCCGGCAGGAGACAGACUCCAUUCCGCUGGUGGACGACAUCCGCUUCCACGUGGCUAGCACGGUACAGACCUACAGUGCCAUUGAGGAAGCGCAGCAGCGGCUGCGGGUCCUGGAGGACCUGCUGGUGUCCAUUGGCCUGGACUGCUAAGCCCCGGGGUGUGCAUUCAUGUGCUUGUGUGCACGCGCACAUGUGUGCAGCUGUUCCUGCCUCUCACACAUGCAUCCCCGGGUGGAGAGGACUCCUUGCCCAGUGUGUCCCUGGGGACCCCUGGGGUCUCCUUGGGACAAGCCUCCUCCCGAAAUGCCCAAGCCGGCCAAGCCCUGGCCAAGCACGACUCAGGGAACUGGGCGGGGAGCGCCCCAUUCCCGCCUCCCGCCUGUGGGCCCUGGCCAGCUCAGCACUGGCUAGCAGGUACGGCCAGCAGGAGGGGCUGCGCCUUCACGUGGCAAUAAAGCUUGUGUUCACUGUG
Molecule: messenger RNA, 1920 nt
Organism: Heterocephalus glaber (naked mole-rat)
Lineage: Eukaryota; Metazoa; Chordata; Mammalia; Rodentia; Bathyergidae
Gene: Abtb1
Product: ankyrin repeat and BTB domain containing 1
Cellular component (GO): ubiquitin ligase complex; cytoplasm
Molecular function (GO): protein binding
Source: RefSeq, a predicted model, not a curated record